Hylaeus volcanicus is the source of this 3350-nucleotide messenger RNA. Its product is annotated as titin-like. NCBI's taxonomy places the organism in Eukaryota, Metazoa, Arthropoda, Insecta, Hymenoptera, Colletidae. The transcript is spliced from 5 exons. Gene Ontology annotation, molecular function: protein binding. The record is from RefSeq and is a predicted model, not a curated record. The annotation marks the transcript as partial.
AUCGGCAGCACCAAACACGAAGUAACCAACUUCAUCGUAUCAGACUUGAAGACAGACGUUCCGUACAACUUCAAAAUAACAGCAAAGAACAGUGUUGGAACUGGACCACCGUAUAUAGCAGAAGAAUCGAUUGCACCUGGCAAACGAAUCACACCACCAUCGAGUCCUCAACACGUACAGGUGACGAACGUUACCAGCAAGAGUGUAACUCUCAGUUGGUCACCGCCGGCUAGCACAGGAGGCACCGAACUCACAGGAUACGUGAUCGAGAAGAGGCCACUAAUUGGAAAGGGAGCAAGAUGGACGAAAGUCGUCACUUUGGACGCCACGACGCUUCAGUAUUGCGUUGAGAACUUAAAAGAAAGCGAAUUCCUCUUCAGAAUCUUCGCUGAGAACAACGUUGGGCUCAGUACACCGACGAAUUCGGAACCAGUAACGUUAAAAACACAUGCUACUGUACCAUCACCACCCACGGCACCAUUGGAAAUCAGACAGAUCGCAGGCAACACAGUGGUGAUUUCCUGGGGCAGACCAGAGUCCGAUGGCGGGGCGCCAUUAGAGGGCUACAAAAUCGCCAUUAGGGACGCCAAGAAGACGAUGUGGAUGGAAGUAGGUCGCGUGAACGCAGACGUCCAGAAACUUAACAUCAGAGACCUCCAGGAGAACCACAUGUACCUGAUCAGAAUCUUCGCCAGGAACGAAAUCGGCUUCAGCGAUCCUUUGGAAUCCGACGAACCAUUCAACAUUGUACCAGUUUCCGAACUGUCGGUAGUGGAACCAAUUGCGGAAGCCACAGAGAAAGGUGAAACUGCAUCGCUGAGCUUCAGCACAGAAAACACGAGUUCAUGGCUUCGGGAACACAACAUGGACGCCGACAUUCACUCGUACGCGAGGGCGAGACUUCUCAGACAAGACGAAUACUUCUUCCGCAUUUGGCACUAUGCUAAGAAGCUCUUCGAAUAAGCAUUUUUACGAUUUUAUUGUGGAGAAAGUGGGAAACGAACCCGUUCGUUCUUCUUCUUAUCAAGGACCAUAAGAAAUUUAACUCAUAAGACACCAAGAAAGAAAAAACUUAGAAAACAGUAGGGCACAGAAUUAAUUACCAAUUUUGUACGAUACGGAACAUAAAUCUUUCUUUUUCUCUAAAGAGAAUUCGAAUCAGGUGUAUUUAUACGAUUUUCUUCUUUCACGAAGUUUUUACUACACGAUAAAGAGAUAUAUGGUGAAGAGAUUGGGAAACGAACUUGUUCGUUCUCCCUCCUACCGAGGACCAUAAGAAACUUAAGUCAUAAGACACGAAAGAAAAUGAAUUAUGGAAACAGUAGAGCAGUUUCAAUGAUCAAUUUCAUACGAUAUAGAAACAAAAUCUGUCUAUUUUCCAAAGAGAAUUCGAAUCGGGUGUAUUUAUACGAUUUUCUUCUUCCACGAAGUUUGUAUACAGUUAGAUAACGACUUCUGAUAUGUACGAUUUUCGAUGUUUCAUCGUAUUAGAAACAAAGAACGAUGUAUCGUUGAAUUGUUCCUCCCUAGAAUCGAACGUGUAGCGGCUAGAUUUAAACUAAGAAUCGAUGAUACUGGAUGGGUGUAGAAUCUAGUCAGCGUAGAGUAAUGUAUUUUUUCUUUUUUUUUUUCUUUCAACGGACCAAGACUUCCUCACGCAUACUUGGAAUUGAUACGGGGAGCCGAAGGGUGCCGUUUAGCUCUUCCGGUUCCCAAAAUAUACGCCGUCUCUUCGUAGCCGUGUCGUUGGAAAUUCGAGUCGAAUAGACAGGAUACAUCGCCAUGUUCGUUUUCUUCAAAGAAACCAAGAAAUAGUAUAAAAAUUUCUAACAUGGACGCUUGCAGGUCCAAUUUAAGACAAUAGAAUAGUCUGGUACAUGCGUGUGUUUUUAAUUGACCUCAUGUUUGAAUUCUCUUCGAUAAAAUAUUAUUAUAAAAGUAACAUCAAUUUUAUUAAUUUUAUUAGAUCGGUGGUACACUUAUUUCAGAAUUUUACCAAAGAGGACCCAAUCGUGUGAAAGAAUAAUAUACUAAUGAAAAGUAGACUCAUGCCUGCAUCAGACUAUAUCAUUGCUCUAAAUUACACCUGUAUCGAAAGUCUUUACGAUGAUUUCUUUUGAAAUACACAUUUUAUCUUAAUAUUAAUAUUUAAAUAAACAAAAGCAUUAAAGAUUUAUUAAAACCCAUCGUAAAGCUUUCAGUAUACCGUUUCUUUGUUUCAAGACUCCAUUAAAAUUUAACGAGACGUUCAUUGAUAAGAAGAAAGGUGAAUCGAAUCGACCCGUCGUUCGGGCGAAUUUCCAGUUACGCGAAUGUAAGAAAGAAUCGUCCUAACUUCCUCGAGAUUCCUUUUCAUACAAAGAAUGCUCUGAUCGAGCUAAGGAAACCCCAUCAACCCCCGAGACUCUCGGAGAAUGUGAUAAUCGAUCGCUGGUAAAUCGAGUACCUUGCGCAAUGAAGUGAUUUAAGAACGACUAAGGAUAUACGUAUCCCCCUCACAAAAACCCCUUGAAACCAUAUCCACCUAUAUUCCUCCCCAAUGUCACAGAUGUCCUUUGUAUUUAUAUUAUCGCGAACGGAAAGCAGCGCUCAGUUACACACCCGAGUUUGCGAGGAUUACUUUUAGUAUUUAUUCGUAAUUGUAAUAAUGUAUAUUUUAUUGUUACUUGUUACCAUUACCGUUAUGAUAAUUCUUAAUAAAUUGCCGUCGGUAUCGGUGCCGACGUUGAUGCGACUGGUCGAUAAAGACUAGAAUUACACAACGAAGAAAUGCCACGCGCGGUUGGUGUCGCGAGACGUGCAAAAUAUAGAUGCAAAAACACCAUCAAAACAUUUCACCAACGACGCGUCGCAUACUUCACGUUAUAUACAGUAAGACAUUUUGCGAAUUAAAUUAUUGCAAAUCGUAUGGUUUGGUGUUUCUAUAUUAAACGAACCUGAUUAUUGAAAGACCUUACCACUUAUCCUCAAAAUGUGAAUACUACUUCAAUGGGCAGAAAAUCGAUAAGAUUUUCGUAACAAUUAAUAUUCUACCUUCUUUUGUAAACAAUUCACAUUACUAUCCUUGUGAAAUAUAUUUUCAAAUUCAACUCUUUACAAUUGUAGUUUUUAAAGGUGGUAAUUUUUAUAAUAGCCGUAUUUGUGAGAAUUGUCUUUUAAUAGCAAGCAAUUAGUCAAUCAUAAGGAAAGCGCGAUUCAAAGUUUCUAGGCGUAAAACAAAAUUUUUAACGAAAACAUAUGUAUUGAUGACUUAAGGAGAGAAGCCACCUACACGCGAGAAAAUCUAAGCGAUAUUCAACAAUUCUCUUUUCGAAAACAAUCGAUUUAAUAAAAGAUCUAUUUACUCGGGA